UUUAGAUAAUCACAUAAUAAAACGUAUGAACCAAGUGUAUAUCGUUUACCCAUUAGAUAGAGGAUGCCUAAUCGAACAAAGCAAAAUACUGCAUCGCUGUGAUUCAUAUAACGCUACCAAGUGCAUUUAAUUAUGAACGAUUAUCAUAAUAUGGCAAUCGCUAUUAUAGCAAUUCAGAAAAGGUUUUGUGGAGCAUUUGAGUUAGCCUUAAGGGGUCACGAUGAAAAGGAAAAUUCGGAAAACAGAGGCAUAUUUAAGGAGCUGGUGAAUUUUAGCGCCGAAUUAGACAACGAAUUGAAAGUCCAUAUUCAAAGUGCCAAACUUUUCAAGGGUACCUCAAAAACAACUCAAAACGAGCUUCUUGAGUGCAUGCUAGAUGUUUAUCAUGAAGAAGUUAAGAAAUUCUCCUUUUGUUGCAGUAAUUGCCGAUGA
Acanthoscelides obtectus is the source of this 432-nucleotide messenger RNA. The record is from the annotation of a GenBank genome assembly. Lineage: Eukaryota; Metazoa; Arthropoda; Insecta; Coleoptera; Chrysomelidae.